AUGGCAACUAACCUGUAUGAGGUUUUGGGACUGAACCGACAUGCACCCCAAGAAGAAAUUCGCAAAGCCUACAGACGAAAAGCUCUAGAGACCCACCCGGAUCGCCUUCCGCCAAACGCAUCAGCAGCCGACAAAGCUGCCUCCGAAGACAUGUUUCGCAGGGUCAAUAACGCUUAUGAAGUUUUGAACGAUCCCGCCAAUCGGAAGCUCUACGAUGAACAUGGUGUUUGGCCACCUCCAUCGCCCCAGGUCAACGGCCGACCCAGUGGCUGGGACUCCUUCAACGGUCCUUCAUUUAGGGAACCUUUCUUCCCGGAUCCCUUCUUUUCAGACCCGUUCUUCUCUCGUGGUCGCGCCGACCCAUUUUCAGGUUUUGGGUUCGGACAUACCCCAUUCCGCGGUUUCACUGACCCCUUUGUGCUCUUCAACUCAAUAUUUGGUGACAUUCAUCGUGCUUUCUCGGAAGAUCCAUUCUCUAGUGACCCAUUCGACCGUCCGUUUUCGGGAGGGUUCGCUUCGCCCUUCUCCCUGUUGGCCGGAUCAUCUUUCGGUGUUCCACGCGGUAACAUGCAGUCUAUCUCGAGUUCCUCUCGCGGUAUGCUUUGCGGUGGGAAUGGCCGUUGGACUUCUGAAAGUUGGACUACCCAGACGAUCAAUGGUGUCACCCAGACCAAGUGCGUACGCAGAGACUCAGAGGGCAACGAGCAUGUCCUGUACAAACUUCCCGAUGGGACCGUCCGCCGCACAGUGAACGGUAUUGAACAGACUUCGGGCGAUGACCGUCGGGCCAUCGAUUACACCCCGAGUCGGAACGACCCUUAUUCACAACCACCACCACCACCACCACCACCUCCUCCUCCCUAUGAGGCGGCAGUUGGUGCCCCACCUGCACAACCACGUGGCCCCUAUUCCUCCCGGGACCCACGUUCUUCUAGUACGUUCCACAAAUACCCUUUCCUACGAAUUGGUAACUGA
This is a messenger RNA of Pisolithus orientalis, 975 nucleotides long. Its product is annotated as DnaJ domain-containing protein. Gene Ontology annotation, cellular component: cytoplasm; nucleus. Bases 1 to 975 code for a protein of 324 amino acids. Gene Ontology annotation, molecular function: protein-folding chaperone binding; protein folding chaperone. The record is from RefSeq and is a predicted model, not a curated record. NCBI's taxonomy places the organism in Eukaryota, Fungi, Basidiomycota, Agaricomycetes, Boletales, Pisolithaceae. The transcript is spliced from 5 exons.